Molecule: messenger RNA, 4631 nt
Organism: Portunus trituberculatus (swimming crab)
Lineage: Eukaryota; Metazoa; Arthropoda; Malacostraca; Decapoda; Portunidae
Exons: 11
Coding region: 723-4307 (1194 amino acids)
Biological process (GO): protein phosphorylation
Molecular function (GO): protein kinase activity; ATP binding; phosphatidylinositol binding
Source: RefSeq, a predicted model, not a curated record
UGUGUGUGUGUGUGUGUGUGUGUGUUGUUACGUAUGAGGUGGUAUAAAAUGGUAGUGGUAAACCCACAAUGAUGACCUAUUCAGGGACAAGUAACACACAAGUGACCCAAUAGUCAAAAGAUUCACUUAAACCCACCCAUACGAACAUAUUAUUCCAGAUUCUGAAAAAGAGAGUGUAAACCAAACACAUGUUAACUUAAACAAGGGUUUAAUGAGGCAAGUGCUGACCACACGAAAGAUAAAUAAUUCCAAGAUUCCCUUUCAAUUAGUUCACUUACACAAAGACAAUACCAAUGCACAAAAACACAACACAUGCAAAUAGUGUAAUAAAUAAGUCACCAUUAACACACAAGUUACAAGGUAAGAAUCUCACUCACUUAUGUUUCAACUGAACCGAACCACGUACUUUUGUCUUAACUCAAAUACUUCAGCUAUGAAUGAAAAGUGAAUACAGCAAGUCUAUAUGAGGGAGAUACAAGAGAACACAACAUAUGAUACCCCAGGUGGAUUAUAUACACCAUACACUUCACAAAUAAGCACUCCCUCAACAAGCCACCAGGCCAACGUCUGCUCUGCUCAUGAAUCCAACAGUGUCUGCCUUUCCCCGAGUGAGCAGGACGCCACGACGCCUGGCCGAAUGAUACGAGUCGCGGGAACAAAUCAGUGCUUCAUACAGACAAGCUAAGCAAACGGUCGUUGGCCUCUCAACUAGUAGAGAGGAAAUGAUGAUUCAAAUCAAUACAUACAAUAGUAAUGAAAAGAAGACUGCAGGACAUUUUGGGGAAAGGAAGAAAAGGACCAAGGGAAGAUCAAAGGAGGCAGAGCAACUGGCCACAACUUUGGGCAUCCAGGACAGUGCCUCUCUUUAUUCCCAGCUGAAUGAAUCGGAAGAUGACUUAAGUUUGUGCUCCACUCCUGAGUACCCUUUUCCUGUGAUUCCAACACCCUCUGCCCCUGACUUAGCUGAGGCUAGUAGCUCUAUAGGUUUUGAUUUUUCUGGUGAUCCCCAUAGAAGUAGUACUACACAAUCAGUAUCCAGAAUGAAGAAUGGCAGUGUUGGAACUCUUGGAGUUUCAGAGGAAUCUCAGAGAAAAAUUUUAAGUAAAAAUUUGCAAGAAAAUCACCAUGCUCUACAGAGAACAACUGAAGGACAAACAGUUAAAGAAAAAGUAAUUCAUGACUGGAAUGCAUUGCUUUCGCAUAAUAGUAGUAUGGAUGACAGUGUGUUUGAGUUCCCUCAAGGGGACCUGAAUAGUCAUAUUGUAGAUCCAUCUGACCUCAGUGAAAAACGUACCAUUACCUCAUCAGUAUCCAGCACAUCAUCUCUUUCUUACUGUGUUUAUGAAAACCCAGUGCAUGACUCUCCUUUACAUCAAGAGUACUACAAGGACCUAAAGCAGCCUGAAGACAUCAUGCCCACAACCACCCAUCCAGUGCCACCUGUUAAUACCACCAAGUCAGUCAGCAUUCCUGAAAGGAAGAGUUCUGUGCCUCUCACACCUCUGACGCCACUCACAACCACAGUCACUCCAUACGUUCCAACACACAAGGUCCCCACUCCUAAGGAAGUGGCCAACAGUCAGUACAUAUUCAUCGCAGCACAACAGAUAAGUGAAGCACAGCAGCAUGAACAGCAGAAAGAUUACAAGAAAGCACUGAACAUGUAUCGGGAAGGGGUGGGUACCCUACUACAAGGUGUUCAAGCUGGUACUUCUGUGGACCAUUCUAGGAAACAAGGUGAUAAUGACGGGGAUCGGAGGGAUGCAGUGAAGAGAAAAACAGCCCAGUAUUUGCAGCGAGCAGAGCAGCUGGUGGCCAGACUUACACGUAGGGACAAAAAAAGAGAGCAGUUUUUGGAUGGUCCUGAAGCUGAGGUGUGCAGUGGAGGAGAGGGAGACUUGAAAUGCAGUGCCACUGAUCUCGCAAGGUACAAGGUCAUAGGCUGGACUGGAUCUGUCAUCAUUGCCACUGACUUCUCAAAUGGAGAUACUGUGGCCAUUAAGGUGCAUGUAAAGAGUGGGAUAGGGAGUGGAGAAAAGACUGUGAUUCCAAGAGAAGUGCCAUUCAUGGUGCCUGUGAUGCGAUACCAUGAGACUGACACUGCCAUCUACUUGAUUCUCAAAUAUAUAAGUGGAGGAAAGUUGUGGAGCCAUAUCAAAAAGUAUGUUGAAGUUGAAGAAAAUGUGUAUCACACUCUCCAUGGCAGUACGACAACCACCAUGUACUCUGGACGCCGCCUGCUUCAAGAGUCCAUGGAAUAUGAUAGGUCAUCAGCUGUACCUCAAACACCUUCUCAUAAUUCUCAUGUGUCCCAUUUGUCAUCCACAAGCUUGUUGAACAUACCAACUUGUACAACAACAGGAGCAAAUUCUGAGUGUUCAGAUGUUUCUUCUACAUGCCUUCCUGAUGGAUACCUACAGAUCUACUCAGAAUAUGAUCCAAGCCUCCCAUCUUCAUCCUCCAUGUUGAUUCUUCCUCAUAACACACACAACAAUCAUACUACAGUGGAUUCUGUACCAAAAUCUCUCAGCACAGGUGCUUUAUCAGGAACAUCAGUGUAUCCAGACCCUGGCUGUGGUGGCCCACAUAACAGUGGUGGGAAGUCAGUGGCAGAGAAUAAAGCCACAAAAGACCACAUUCCAUCGCCAAAUGGUGACAUUAUGGUUGAGGAAGACAAAGUGAGUGUAGGAAGUGAUACACUGUCAGGGGUUAGUGAAGAUUUUAGUUGUUCUUUACCUGUUGGAGUCCCUGAUCUGUUACCAGAUACAGUACCACUUCCAGAAGUGAGAAUCACUGCAGAUAGUUCUGUAAUUGGCUUAUGUAAUGAAUUACCUCAGACAGCAGAAGGUAAGAAAAGUAGAGAAGAUAAUAUUGAUGGUUCCUUAAAGGGUGAUUCACAAAGAAACAGUAAAACUAAUAAUAUAGUUACAAAGGAAGUGACACCAGAAGAUGGAAAGGAAAUCCAGGCUACUAGACAGUUGAAAGGUUCUCGUACUGAUAAUGGAGGAAAAGAGACUGUAUCUCCUACAACUGCUGUUUCCCUAGCUACUGAUCAUCUUGAGCCUGACGAUGAAAAUAGUAUAACCGAUACCUCAUUUGCCAGCAUCACUCUCCCAUCUUUUUCCUGGACUAAGCAGGAAGAGUCUGAAGUGGCCUCCCUUGAUAUCGAGGAUCUUAUAAGGAAUUCUCGUCAGUUAUUGCAAAAUGUUGACCACACACUGUUACAAAGCAGGAGUCAGAGUGUAAUUUUUCCUAUUUCUGGUGAAAAUAGCUCAUGUGACCAGUCUGAACUACCUUAUGAUAAUGGUAGUAUAAACCAGGAUCAACUUGAGGAAAAGGGAGGCUUAGCUUCCCAGACUUUUCAUGAGAAAAAAUCACUAGGCAUCAAACUCUCAAAAAGUAAUACAACAGUGCAAGUAUCACCAUUGAUGGCCCGUCGACUUGGAUUAAAUCAAGAGGGUCACAAAACUAAAAAGAUUAGUUUGAAGUUUACUAGAAGUGAAAAUAACUUGUCAACACCACAGAGACAUGCUACAUCUGUGACAGAAAAUAAGGAAAUGGAUUUUGAAACAGGAGUUGUAAAGAAAAUUAUAGACAUGUCACUGAAUGUCACUGAUCAUGCUGUGUCACAACAUUCUGCACAGUCAAAAGACUAUGUAGAAAAGUGGAGUUCAGAAUCAAAAGAAAGCCUAUCUCCUGCUAAAUGUGAUCCACCUUCUGAAAAUUCCUUGGCAGCUCUCCUUGAAAAGUAUUCUGCUAAUAGAGGACAGGACUCCCAACCAAGGUUACCAGAAGGCAUCGUGAAAGUAUGGUUGUCCCAAGUAAUCUCAGCUGUCUCAUCUCUACAUCACCAGGGCAUAGUCUUGGGGGAUCUGAAUCCAGAUGAUAUUCUAUUGGAUGAAGGGGGAAGCAUCUUAAUAACUCAUGUGAGUCGUUGGUCUUCAGUGCAGCAGGGAGUGUGGAAAACCCGUGGUGUGUCCAGCACGUCAAAGAUCUGGAUGCAGAGAGGCUAUUUGGCCCCAGAGCUAAUAUCACCUGUGGCUCAUCCAACACCUGCUUCUGACUGGUGGUCUAUAGGAGCACUAAUGUACCAUUUGCUCGCUGGACAGAGCCUUUCCCAAGCACAUCCUUCUGGAAUCAGCUCCCACACUGAGCUCCUGAUGCCGCCGCACCUCACUCCUGAAGCAAUUUUUCUCCUCUCUCAGCUAUUGUGUGUUCACCCCACGGAGAGGCUUGGGGGAGGUGGAGCAGGAGUUCAGGAGGUAAAGGAUCAUCCCUUUUUCACUGGUAUCCAGUGGGCCAACUAACUGCUUUGGAUGAUGAAUCUCCCUAUGCAAAGAUUAAACUAUAAUGCUCAAGUAUAGGUAACAUUGUGAGGCUGAGUGAGUGUGUGUUCUUAACAGAGAUGUUUUAAGUACAUUACCUGACACAGGAUCUGGCAAAUUUUCAAUAUUGGUGCUCCUCACGCAAUGAAUCCAGUAUUCACUAUGUGAUUUUUUUAUUCUAUAAUUUGAAAAUAGAUGAACAAAUACACAAAUAAACAUAUAGGAAUGUAUAUAUUGUAUCUGUAUAUUAGAUUAAAGUUUUCCUAAAAGUGAUAUUGGAGACAAGGUAUCUGCAUAAUGCCUUGC